Messenger RNA from Mercenaria mercenaria, 516 nucleotides. Its product is annotated as tigger transposable element-derived protein 4-like. The coding region runs from base 1 to 516 and encodes 171 amino acids. The record is from RefSeq and is a predicted model, not a curated record. The transcript has a single exon. Gene Ontology annotation, cellular component: nucleus. Gene Ontology annotation, molecular function: DNA binding. NCBI's taxonomy places the organism in Eukaryota, Metazoa, Mollusca, Bivalvia, Venerida, Veneridae.
AUGCCACGGCGGGAAAGUAAACCAAAAAAGAUUGACAGCUUUAGUCGGUGUAAACAUAUCCGGAUCAGAAAGGCUGUCACUACUUGUCCUCGGCAAAUGAAAAAACCUAGAUGUUUCAAGCAUGUACAGACGCUGCCAACCAAGUACAUGGCAAACAAGAAGGCCUGGAUGUCGGCAAAUCUCUUUAAGACAUUGGUUAAGACACUUGAUGACCGUAUGGACAGAUGUGGCCGAAAAAUCGCUCUUGUCAUUGACAACUGUCCUGCUCAUCCAGAAAUAAGCAGUUUGAAGGCGAUCAAACUUGUGUUCCUGCCUCCAAGAACCACAAGUGUCACGCAGCCAAUGGUCCAAGGGGUCAUCAAGAACUUGAAAGUUCACUACAGACGCCAAGUUCUCUCCAAAAAAAUCAAAGCAAUCGGUAAGACUGAGUUUGCCAUCAAUGUGUUGGACGCCCUCCGUAUGAUGCGACGUGCAUGGUCACAAAUCAAACCGUCAACCAUAGCUAAUUGCUACUGA